Zingiber officinale is the source of this 1070-nucleotide messenger RNA. RefSeq names its product protein DEHYDRATION-INDUCED 19 homolog 2-like. NCBI's taxonomy places the organism in Eukaryota, Viridiplantae, Streptophyta, Magnoliopsida, Zingiberales, Zingiberaceae. The record is from RefSeq and is a predicted model, not a curated record. The transcript is spliced from 5 exons. Bases 112 to 774 code for a protein of 220 amino acids.
CUCCAUCUCUGCUCUCCUCUUGUUUCCUUCCAUCCGAACCCAAACUAACCCCCGUCGCCUCCUCUUCUGGUUUAUAGGGUUUCUUCCCGGCCCCGAUCGUCCAACGGGCUGAUGGAGACCGAUUCGUGGAGCCGCUUCCUUGCUUCCUCCAAGCGGCGUCAAUCGGCUCUGCAAUCGCGAUAUGAUGCGCGCUUUGGGUCGGAUGAGAUGGAAGGAGGGGAAGACGAGUCCCGGGCGGAGUUCGCUUGUCCGUUCUGCGGCGAGGAUUUCGAUAUUGUGGGGCUUUGCUUUCACAUCGACGACGAGCAUCCGGUCGAGGCUAACAAUGGGGUUUGCCCUGUUUGUGCAGCUAGAGUUGGGACAGAUAUGGUUGCUCACACAACAACUGAACAUGCGAGUAUUUUUAAGAUACAGCGCAGGAGGAGAUUACGCAAAGUUUCCUCAGGAUCACACUCUACUCAUUCUCUGCUAAGAAAAGAUUUACAUGAAGACAACCUUCAGUCACUUUUGGGGGGCUCUUUUGUUACCUCCAAUUCUGCACCCGAUCCAUUGUUGUCAUCAUUCAUUUUUAAUUUUCAUGCAGUAGAUACAUCAGAUGGACAACCUGAAACCUUGGCUGAAGAAACUUUUGCUGGCAAAGUUUCAGAUGAGAAAUUGGUGGAAAGCGCUGUGCCUGCUCCAUCUUACUCGGACAAAAACCUAGAGGAGAGUAUUCUGAGGAGUGAGUUUGUGAGGCAGCUAGUGCUCUCCACGAUAUUUGAUGACGACGCAUGAUGUUGAGCAACAGCCAUGGUGGCAUCAGCCUUCAGCUGCGUUUCAAGAUAAACAAUCUGGACAUCCUUAGGUGGUCGCAAAGCGUAUGUCAAAAUUGAACAAGGUACUGGAUGCAUGGAGUGAUACAUAGGGUGGGUGCUUCUACAAGGUUGUACAUGAGACUGGAGCAUGGAAUUGGGAGUGUAUUGUGGACCUUUUAAUAUCUUCCUUUUAGUGGGAUCCUUUGGAGAUUCUAAUAAAUUGUUGAAGUAUUUAUUGCUAUCUAUUUAAAAUAAAUAGUUUGAUGGGUUGAUGUA